GGGGCGUCGCGGCGAGGGCCCGAGACCACACGGCGAGAGCGAAGGCGUUGACGCAAUCCGGCCAGAGAGCGCGAGCGGCUGGGCGAACACCUGCAUCUCUCCUUUUGAAUCGAGCUUUUUGCCAAAAUCAUGGACUUCUACAAAAAUCUGACCGUUUCAGACUGGGCCUCCCUCAUUCCCUUUGGUAUUGCAUGCGCUGCAGUUGGGUUUGGGGUCAAGACGGUCGUGGACAAAAAGAUUGGUAGUCCUUGCAAUCCCAGUAUCAGGAAAGGAGAGUCCAAGGUCGUUGAUACUGUGGACAUCGAAGAUAUAGGCAAUAAGGCUGUCUUCUGCCGUUGCUGGCGCAGUAGCAAGUUCCCAUAUUGCGACGGCACCCACAAUGGACAUAAUGUUGCAUGCGGGGACAAUGUAGGACCCCUCAUCGUUAAGAAGAAGGAUUAAAGAAGCAAAUAGAAGAGUAUAGUGAGCACAUUAGAACCAUCUCCCUGGCACAGUGAGCUCUAAAGACAUUGCAGCUUGUAGUGAUUAUAAUCUAUCACAGUACAGUAUACUAUAUUAUCCACUUGUGUGUCUCAGACAAAAUGUAGUGAAAUGUAUGUAUCUGAUUAUGAUUGCAAUGAUUUGAAAACUGCACAGGUUUGAUUUUAAUGUAAAUUUUAAAAGAUGGGUAUUUUACAUUUGAACAACUACAAAAUAAUAGUAAAUGAGUUUGAUUUGUGUGCCAGGUUAUACCUAGUACAAAAAUGUGCUUGUCUUAAUUUUUCUUUGUUAAAUCUUCUAAUUUGUUUUUGUACAUUGCUUUCCAAAACCCCCCCACAGAAAUGGGAAAGUUUUAAGAAAAUUACUUGCAUUUGAGAUGGUCUUUUGUCUUUUGCGAUAUAUAUAAAAAGUUGAACGGUAAGCAAGGAAUGUAUUAAACAAGGCUGUGAAGACGAGAUAAAAUAUGUCUAAUUGCUUGCAGGUUCUUUGUAAAUACAGGGUCAGAUUUGUCAGUGCUAUACCUCAGUUUAGAUUUGAUCAAUAAUUAAUUCAAUAAUAUAAAUAACUAAAGCUAUUGUUGUCAUUGCCAAAAGUUGAACUUUGAAUGAAUAAACUUGCAUGAUUUUAUAAGACUUUAAAUCUGCAUAUUUUCCUUUUUAUUGGUCAUCUGAAGAAGGUAGCUAUUUCUGUUAUUUUUCUGUUAAAACAUGCAGGAGAGAAAAGAAAAUACAAGUUAUUUUGUCAAUAAAUACACAUGACAAAUUAA
Molecule: messenger RNA, 1246 nt
Organism: Penaeus indicus
Lineage: Eukaryota; Metazoa; Arthropoda; Malacostraca; Decapoda; Penaeidae
Gene: Cisd2
Product: CDGSH iron-sulfur domain-containing protein 2 homolog
Exons: 4
Coding region: 130-441 (103 amino acids)
Biological process (GO): regulation of autophagy
Cellular component (GO): mitochondrial outer membrane; intracellular membrane-bounded organelle
Molecular function (GO): 2 iron, 2 sulfur cluster binding
Source: RefSeq, a predicted model, not a curated record